AAAUGCAUGCUAAAAAGAGAAUGCUAAUGUUGCUUUCCUGCCUCUUCCUGCUGAUGAUGGCUAAGAUCUACUUCAGGGACCUCCACGAAGAAGAACUUCAGCUCUCAGGCUGGUUUAACCCCAGGAGACGUGUGGACGUCAUCACCACCACAGAGUGGCUGGCCCCAGUUAUAUGGGAAGGCACCUUCGACAGAGAGGCCCUGGAAAAAUAUUACAGAAAACGGAACAUCACCGUGGGCUUAGCUGUGUUUGCUGUUGGCAGCCUUACUGACCAGUACCUGGAUCCAUUCUUGAAAACUGCCAGCAAAUUCUUCAUGCCUGGGUAUAGGGUGAUCUUCUAUAUCAUGGUGGAUAGGUAUGUGCAGCUACCUCAAAUGUUCUACAACCCUCUGCAAUCCUUCCAAAUGCACAUCUUAGGUGAAGAGAGAUGGUGGACCAACCUUGACCUCAUGCGCAUGAAAAUCUUGGCGGAGCACAUCCAGGAGCACAUCAGAUAUGAGGUGGACUUCCUCUUCAUCAUGAGCGCCAACCUGGUCUUCCAGAAUGAGUUUGGGGUGGAGACCCUGAGCACAUCUGUAGCCCAGCUUCAUGCUUGGUGGUAUUUCCAGAAGACAAAUGAUCUUCCCUAUGAGAGGAGACCUGUGUCAGCAGCCUACAUCCCCUUUGGCCUGGGGGACUUUUAUUACUCUGGCUCCAUUGUAGGGGGAGUGCCCUGGCAGGUUUUGAACUUGACUCAGGAAUACAUGAAAGGUGUUAUUUGGGAUGCAGAAAAUGGACUUAACAGCACCUAUGAAAAAUACCUCAACAAAUAUUUUUUCCUCAACAAACCCACCAAGCUUCUAUCCCCAGAGUACUGCUGGGACCCCACCUUCAACACCCCUCGGCAAGUGUGGUACAUGAAGAUUGCGCAGUAUCCCACAGAUAGCUUAUGACACACCAGUUUUUAUGUGCUAGAGAACAAACUACAGUAAUUCCUUAUAGACACAGGAUA
This is a messenger RNA of Phodopus roborovskii (desert hamster), 991 nucleotides long. It is a transcript of the gene Glt6d1, whose product is annotated as glycosyltransferase 6 domain containing 1. Lineage: Eukaryota; Metazoa; Chordata; Mammalia; Rodentia; Cricetidae. Gene Ontology annotation, biological process: carbohydrate metabolic process. Gene Ontology annotation, cellular component: vesicle; membrane; Golgi apparatus. Gene Ontology annotation, molecular function: hexosyltransferase activity. Bases 3 to 932 code for a protein of 309 amino acids. The transcript has 4 exons. The record is from RefSeq and is a predicted model, not a curated record.